AUGGUUCAACCCUACUUGUGGAUCUUCAUUCUUGGGAUUAUCACAAGCUUCCUUGUGGCCUAUGGUAAUGGUGCGAACGAUCUGUCCAACGCUUUCGGGACCAGCUAUGGCUCCCGCGUCCUCACACUUACGCAGAUUAUCAUUAUCGCAACGUUUUGUGAGUUCGGUGGUGCGGCCCUUCUCGGGAGCAAGGUCUCUGUGACCAUGUCCAGCGGUAUCGCAAGUGCCUCUUCUUUCGAGAAGGAUCCCUACGUUCUGAUGUAUGGCUUUCUCUGCACGCUUGGUGCCACGUUCCUCUGGCUUCUCAUUGCAACAUGGAAGGAGCUUUCGGUAUCGUCGCAUCAGAGUGUGGCGGGCGGCAUCCUCGGUUUCUCGUUGGUGUACGGUGGCUUCGGUGCUGUUCACUGGGCAGAUCACUCGAAUUCAUUCCCCUACGUCACUGGUGUAGUGCCGAUCAUAAUAUCCUGGAUUGCAUCACCGAUUUUCGCUGGAGUGGUCUCCAUACUCAUCUACUAUGUCGUGCGCUACCUUAUCCUGCAACGUAAAAAUUGUUCUCGUGUGGCUCCUUAUACAUUGCCUGCAGUUGUAUUCAUAACCUGCCUCAUGGAGUUUUUCUUCAUAUUUUUGAUUGCGGCGGGGAGCAAGUUAGGCUGGUCCGCCGGUCGUGCGUUGUGGGUUUCGGUGGUGAUCAGCGCCGGCUUAGCUCUUUUGUCGGUCCCGUGCAUCGCCCUGCUGAGGAGACGUAUUCGGGGCAUGGAAAAAGAGGCCAACAUGGUGGCGGCUGAGAAAGGGAUCCCUGUGAUCGAGGCCAUGCGCUCAAUCCUGAUUGUUGGGCGGCCGCUACCCCCUGAUACGCUUCCCGAAGUAUCCGUGAUUGCCAAACCGUCCAAUAUCAACCCUGAGGCCCGGGAAGUGGACUCCAGAGAAAUGCGAGACAUGAACGGGGAGACCUUUGGCGGGGCGGCAGUGCGGUGCGAUAAGAAAGACAACGUCGCGAAGAGCCUGGAUGAGCCGGUCGAAACCACCGGCGCCGUCGUUUUCAACAAUGAUGACGAGAACGACGACACGAAUGAGGACCACCACGACACCUCCGAGAACAGCAACGACGAGGAUGUGGAGGAGCGAAGGGAGGCCGGCAACGCGAUGUCAGAGCCGGUGGUGCCUGAGAUCGAUGGGGAUUACCCUUUUGUCUGCUACGACAAGCAGGGCACCCCCCACUUUGAUCCCCGCGCGGAGUACAUGUUCCGCUACCUUCAAGUCUUCACCGCGGCCUGCACCUCGCUCGCGCACGGCGCCAACGAUGUAAGUAACGCCAUCGGCCCCCUCGCCGCGAUUUGGGGUAUCUACUCCUCGCACAGCGUAUCCAGUGAGGCAGAGGUGAAGUUGUGGAUGCUGUGCUUGGGCGGCGUCGGCAUCGUGGUCGGGUUGGCGACCUUCGGUAUGAACAUCAUGCGUUUGCUGGGUGAUAAAAUUGCUGUCAUCACACCUUUUCGUGGCUUCGCGGCGGAGUUGGCGACAGCGAUGGUGGUUUCCUUCGCGACACUAUAUGGAAUCCCAAUUUCCUCAACACAUUGUAUCACGGGUGCGGUGGUAGCUAUCAGUAUAGCGGAUGUUGGAAUUCGGAAUGUCCGAUGGAAUGUGGUGCUACGCAUGUACUGUGGGUGGGUGAUGACACUGUUCUUCACCGCACUGAUCUCGGCUGCCUUUUUUUCGCAAGGUAUCCAUAGUCCCAGUAAAAGUGUAUCAAGUAGCAAAUAG
Molecule: messenger RNA, 1758 nt
Organism: Phytomonas sp. EM1
Lineage: Eukaryota; Euglenozoa; Kinetoplastea; Trypanosomatida; Trypanosomatidae
Source: the annotation of a GenBank genome assembly